AUGAAAGAAAAAGAGAAACAAUUUCAUGAUUCAGAUGAAUUAUUAAUAACAUUAAAUGAUUUUAUAAAAUCAAAUGAAAAAGAUUUAAAGAGUGGAAAUACAUGUUUAACAUUGAAUCCAAUUUGUAUUGAACAAUUAAAUUUAUAUUUAAAUGGUAAAAGAAUUUCAUUUAAAAUAUCAAAGAGUGAAUUAUUAGAUUUACAAUUUAUAAUUUCUUUAAUUAAACAUUUAAGAAUUGAUCCAAAUGAACAAGGAUUAUUAGAAAAGAAUAGAGAUUUAAAUUUAAAAUUAUUUGAUUCAAUUAAAUUUUUAGAGAUUUCAUAUGUUAAACCAGGAUUAAUUACAAAUUUAUUUGAAUUAUCACAAAAUAUUGAACAAUUGACAGUUAGUGGUUCAUUAAAUUCAUUGGAUGAAUUAUUGAUUGUAGAGGAUGAAGUUAGAUUACCAUAUUAUCAAUCAAUUGGUUCAAUAGUAUUUGAACAACAUGAAGAUGGUCAACCAUUAUCACAACAAGAAUUAUCAAAUAAACGAUUCCAAUAUUUAUAUAAAAAAAAUAAAAUUUGGUUAAAAUUAAAAGAAUUAGAUUUAUCAUUUAAUAGUAUACCUGAAAUUGAUCAAUCUGCUUAUUCAUUAUUAUCAAUUGAAAAAUUAUGUUUUGAAGGUAAUUUAAUUAGUAAAGUUAAUAAUUUACAAGAAUGUUUAUUUUUAAGAACUUUAAAUUUAUCAUUUAAUAUGAUUAAAGAUAUGGAGAAUAUAAAUCAAGAAUUGGGUAUGAUUACACAUUUAUCAUUAAGAGGUAAUCAAAUUGAAAGAGUUGAAUCUUUAAAUAGAUUAUAUGCUUUGGAAUGUUUAGAUAUUAGUAAGAAUAACAUUAAAGAUAUUCAAGAGAUUUUCAAAUUAAAUACAUUACCAAAUUUACAAUAUUUAUUUAUUGAUGAAAAUCCAUUUUGUGAUUUAAAAGAUUAUAGAAAUAUUAUAAUUUCAAACUUUUUAAAUAGUGAUAAUAUUAUUUAUUUAUUAAGAGAAUUUUAUUUAGAUGGUAAAAGGAUUAGUGAAUAUGAAAUUGAAUUUAUAAAAAAACAUACACAUGAUAAUGGUUCAUUUAAAUCAUAUAAAUCACCAAUUAAACCAGUUAAACCACCAAAAUCAAAAAAAGAUAUCGUUCCUUUAGUAGUUGAAUUUGCACCAAAUGCUAGAAUUGAUGGUGAAUUAAUUAGUAAUGAUAAUAAUCAAAGUAUAAUAAAUGGAAGAACAACUACAACUACUACAACUACAACAACAAUGACAAUGAAUGGAAAAAGAAAGAAAGAUACACAUAAACAUCAUCAUCCAAAUUUUAAUCAUGGUGUAAUUGAACCAGUUAUUGAUAAUUUACCAGAUUAUGAUUCUGAAGUUACAGAGAAUCAAGUACAAGAUGAUAAAUUUGAAGAAGAAAAGAAUUUAAAAAAGAAAAUUGAUGAUUUACGUUCUGAAGGUGGUAAUUCUUGGUUAUUGGUUUUAAAUGAAAUGUCAACUUUUAAAGAGAAUAAUCAUCCAAUACCAGAAUAUAAUGAAAAUAAUAAUAAUAAUUUAUCAUCACCUGUUAAAUUACAAAAAACACCAAUUAAAUCACCAAUGAAGAAAAAGAAUAUAUAUCAUAAUACUUCAAAUAAUAAUAGUAAUAAUAAUAAUAAUAAUAAUAAUAAUAAUAAUAAUAAUAAUAAUAAUAAUAAUAAUAAUAAUAAUAAUAAUAAUAAUAAUAAUAAUAAUAAUAAUAAUGAAACAUCACCAUUAAAAUUAAAUGUAAUAUCACCACCACCACAACCAACAGAUACAACUUCAAAUGUAACAACAACAACAAAUGUAGUAUCACCUGCAAAUUCAUCUACAUCAUCAAAUACAACAACAUCUUCAUCAUCAUCAACAACAACAACAACAGAAGCAAUUAAUAUAAAUAAUAAUAAUAAUAAAAAUAAAUCAACAUCAACAACACCAAUUUCAACAACACCAAAUUCAACAACACCAAUAUCAACAUCAUUAUUAUCAAAAUCAUUAUUAUCAAAAUCACCAAAUACAAAUGGUAAUAUUAUAUCAAGUGAAUUAAUUUGUGAACCAUUUUCAGUUAUAAAGAAUAGUCAAAAUUUAUUAUUACAAAUAAAGAUUGAUACAAUUUUAGAGAGUAAUUUAUUUGGACAUUCUGUGAAUUCUUAUCUAUUGAAAGAUAUUGUAUUUGUAUUUUCAGUACCAGAUGCCGUUGAACCAAAUACUGCAGAGAUUGUAUUUGCAACCGAUUUUAAAAAUGGUGUACCAAUUGCAUUCUCUCGUGAAUAUUAUCAAAUGGAGGAUCAGCAAUCGUUACAUCAACUAUUGACAACAUUGGUACCACCAUUGUAUAGAGAGUACACUAUGAAUUGUAUGGACUGUUCAGAGAGAUAUGUUUGCAAGUCUGAGCAUGAUUUCACACAUUGUAUAAAAUGCAAUUCCAAGGGGUUGUUCUACUUGCCCACCACGACCGAUAGGUCGAUCAUGGUGGUCGAGUCGCCACCCUCUGCGUCCUCUUUCUCAAAUUCGCUCUCUCUCAGGGACAUGAAAAACUUUAUAGAAUACAAUGAUGACGAAUUCAAUGACCGUAUAUUCAAAGACCAAAGUUUGCAAUUAUAUUUUAAAUUAAAGGUAUUCAAAGGUGGUUCAAAGGAGGUUUAUCAAUACAUUAUGAAAUCCAAUUUCGUUCGUUACACAUCUGCAACUUCCUCAUCAUCGUUGUCCUCCCUAUUGGAGGAGGAGAAGCAAAUAUUUUUACUUUUAUCUUCAACAACUUGUUAUCUACUAAAAGAGAAGAAAUCAUCCACUUCAAUGGUGGAUGACACCUCUUCAAAUAGAUUCUCAAUUCAAACGAUUCUGCCAUUAUCAGAGAUUAGGAGAGUUAGUGUUGGUUUGUCUUCUCAAUUGUUUAGAAUUGAAAUGGAUGAUCAAUGUUAUGUUUUCAUUAAACGUUCUCAAGAAUGUUCAGAGAAAUUCUUAAAAUUAUUAUUCACAAUCACUAAAUCACUUUCUUUACCUUUGGAACCUUACUCAAGAGCAAUAGAAACUAAACAAGUUAUCAAUGCCCUUUUAGUUAAUCCAAAUGAAGAAUUCUUAAAAUAUAUUAUGCUUCAUCAUAAAGUAUCUGGUAGAAAUAUUGUUCCAAGAUCUUUAAUACUUUCAAGUGAAAAUAUUUAUUUAACAAUUGAAAAUUAUCAUCAAUAUCCAUUAUUAAACAAAAAUAUUAAAACAACUUCAAGUCAAUUUACAAUUUUUAAAAAUUUUAAAAUUACUGAUAUUGCUCAUAUUAAAUAUUCAAGAUUUAAACCAAAUUAUUUUACAAUUGCAUUUGAAAAUGAAGUUAAUAAUAAACCAUUAAUUGAAUGGAAUUUAAUUACUGGUAAUAGUAUAGAAUGUGAUACAAUGGUUUCAACAAUUUCUGCAUUAUGGAAAGAAAAAUUCCAUCUUGAUUUAAAAAUACUUGAUAAUAUAUAA
Messenger RNA from Dictyostelium discoideum AX4, 3495 nucleotides. RefSeq lists its product as hypothetical. The transcript is spliced from 5 exons. The coding region runs from base 1 to 3495 and encodes 1164 amino acids. The record is from RefSeq and is a predicted model, not a curated record. Gene Ontology annotation, cellular component: cytoplasm. NCBI's taxonomy places the organism in Eukaryota, Evosea, Eumycetozoa, Dictyosteliales, Dictyosteliaceae.